CUGAUGCAGUACAGUGUUGUGCGUUCAAUCAAACCGCAUGCGUAGUAAAACUUAUCAAAUAAACAAUGGAUAUUUCAUGGACUGUUUUGCUGGCUAUAAUAAUCGGUUUGAUUCUUAUAAAAUACAUAUUUUUUGCCAAAGACCCACAUUUCAAAAAAUAUGGGAUCCCAUACAUAGAACCGCAUUCAAUUCUCUAUGAUGUUGGUCAGGUAUUACUGAAAAAAAUAUCAAUCGUCAAUCAAACAAUGAAAACAUACAAUCAUGACACUUCUGCUAAAUAUAUUGGAUUCUAUGAAUUCACCAAACCCAUUAUAAUGAUUCGUGAUUUGGAUAUUUUAAAAAAUAUAACAGUGAAGAAUUUCGAACACUUUGUGGAUCAUCGGAGUUUUACAGACCCUGAAGCUGAGCCUUUGUUCAGCAACAAUCUGUUUUCUUUGAAAGGUGAUCAAUGGCGAGAAAUUCGGAAUCUGUUGACUCCUGCGUUUACAUCCAGCAAAAUGAGAGCCAUGUUCAAGUUGAUGUCCGAGUGUGCUAAUAAUUUUACUGACUUUUUGGUAGAGGAAUCGCGAAAAGGAUCCACGGAAUUUAAUUCCAAGGAUAUUUUCACCCGCUACACUAAUGAUACAAUUGCUACAUGUGCUUUUGGUAUUUCUGUUGACUCAAUGAAGAAUCCCAAAAAUGAAUUUUAUGUUCUUGGAAGAAGAGUUACUAAUUUCGAGGGUAUUCAAAUGCUCAAGUUCGUUUUCGCAAUGACUUUUCCGAAAUUAACGAAAUUACUUGGUAUCAAAUUGUUCGACAAAGCUGCAGAUUCAUUUUUUUUGAACCUGGUGCGAGAUACAAUUGCAGCAAGAGACGAAAAAGGUAUUUAUCGACCAGAUAUGAUACAGCUGAUGAUGGAAACAAGGAACCAUGAGCCAGGGUCCAAGAAACCUGAAUUAACUAUAGAAAAUAUGACAUCCCAAGCAUUCAUAUUUUUCUUCGCGGGUUUCGACACUACGUCAACGUUAAUGUGUUUCGCUGCCCAUGAAGUUGCUGCCAAUUCUGACGUUCAAACAGAAUUGCAAGCGGAAAUAGACGAAGUGCUGGAGAAAUGUAACGGAGAACCGACUUACGAAGCUAUCACCGGUAUGCAGUAUCUUGAAGCUGUAAUAUACGAAGCAUUGCGGCUGUACCCAGUGGUAGUUGCAGUAGAUCGCGUGUGUACCAAGAACUUCGAACUCCCUCCCGCUGUACCUGGAGCUAAGCCGUAUACUCUCGAAACCGGAAGCGCUGUUUUACUUCCAAUGUGGGCGAUUCACAGGAACCCAGAACAUUAUCCCGAGCCAGAAAAAUUUGAUCCGAACCGAUUUCUGGGAGAAGGAAAGAAAAAUAUCAACACAUCUGCCUAUUUUCCAUUUGGAGUCGGACCUCGAAUGUGUAUCGGAAACCGAUUCGCACUUUUGGAAACUAAAGUCCUACUCUUCCAACUUUUAGCCAAGUGCAAUAUCAAACCAGCGAAAAAAAUGAUUCUGCCAAUGAGAAUCAAUUCCUCUUCCGUUGCCGUGACCGCAGAAGGUGGAUUUUGGCUUGAAAUUCACCCAAGAAAAAUUGAUAAAUAAUGUAAAUUUCUAUGUUUAUAUCUAUGUAUGUAAAUCGAAGCUAUUAAUAAAAAAAAAAUCUUGCUGUUGUUUUU
This is a messenger RNA of Microplitis demolitor, 1672 nucleotides long. RefSeq names its product cytochrome P450 9e2-like. The coding region runs from base 66 to 1598 and encodes 510 amino acids. The transcript has a single exon. Gene Ontology annotation, molecular function: monooxygenase activity; oxidoreductase activity, acting on paired donors, with incorporation or reduction of molecular oxygen; heme binding. The record is from RefSeq and is a predicted model, not a curated record. Lineage: Eukaryota; Metazoa; Arthropoda; Insecta; Hymenoptera; Braconidae.